AUGGGUGUGGAUUUGAGACAAGUGGUGGCUGGAAUCCUCACCAUUACCAUGUUUGUCAUGCUCGGACAAAUGCUUCAUAGAGAUUACUUUGAUGCUAAUCAGGUUCAAGGAGAUGCUCAUGAUAUUGAGUUCCAUGGAUCAAAAGUAUCUCUGGAAGAUGGGCUUGUUAGAUCCAGUGAAGGGCAUAAAGGGCCUUGGAUGGAAGAUAGCCAUGAUCUUAAACCUUGUUGGUCAAUAUCUGAGUCUGACGAAGCUGUAUCUUCAAAGGGUUAUGUGACAUUCUCCUUAACGAAUGGUCCUGAGUACCAUGUCUCUCAGAUUACUGAUGCUGUGAUGGUGGCUAAGCAUCUUGGAGCAACGCUUGUGCUCCCUGACAUAAGAGGAAGCAAACCUGGUGAUGAAAUGAACUUUGAAGACAUCUAUGAUGUAGAUAAACUCGUUAAAAGCCUUGAAAGUGUUCUCAAAGUUGUGAAAAAGUUGCCGAGCCACGUAUCUCUAAGGGACAUCGCCAUUGUUAAGGUUCCCACCAGAGUUGGAGAAGAGUACAUCAAGGAACAUAUCAGUCCCAUCUUCAAAUCAAAAGGCAACAUUAGAGUUACAACCUAUUUCCCUUCAGUGAACUUGAGGAAGUCUUCUCUGGAUGGUGGUGAGACCGACCCUGUCUCUUGUUUGGCUAUGUUUGGUUCCUUGGAGUUGCAACCUGGAGUGAAUGAACUGGUAGAGUCCAUGAUUCAGAAGCUCAAGACGAAAUCUAGUGGCCGUUUCAUAGCCAUAGACUUGAGGGUUGAGAUACUUGAGAAGAAAAACUGCCGUGAGACAGGUGCAGGAGGAUCCAAAACAUGUUACAACGCACAAGAGAUCGCAUUGUUCUUGAGGAAGCUUGGGUUUGAUGGUGAUACAACUAUUUACCUGACUCAGCCAAGAUGGGAGAGCAGCCUCAAUAUUCUCAAGGACAUCUUCCCUAAAACGUUUACUAAGGAGACAAUAAUGCCUGCAGAGAAGAAAUCUAAGUACCUUGAGUUAGAGAACUCAGAGUAUGAAAAUGUUAUUGACUUCUAUAUAAGUUCGAGGAGUGAUGUGUUUGUGCCAGCCAUUCCUGGUUUGUUUUAUGCCAAUACCGUUGGGAAAAGGAUAGCUUUAGGCAAGCCUCAAGUUCUAGUUCCAGCUGAGAUCUCAGGAACAUCUGGUGUUUCUACUGAUUACAUCUCUCCCUAUAUCUCAAAGAAGAACCAUUUGGCGUAUUCAUGCUUUUGCUGA
This is a messenger RNA of Eruca vesicaria subsp. sativa (arugula), 1257 nucleotides long. Lineage: Eukaryota; Viridiplantae; Streptophyta; Magnoliopsida; Brassicales; Brassicaceae. The record is from the annotation of a GenBank genome assembly.